This is a messenger RNA of Nezara viridula (southern green stink bug), 399 nucleotides long. The record is from the annotation of a GenBank genome assembly. Lineage: Eukaryota; Metazoa; Arthropoda; Insecta; Hemiptera; Pentatomidae.
AUGAAAUCUGCUAGACUUCUUCGUUAUGCGUCAUUCCUGUCUGGUUUCGACUACACCGUUAAAUUCAAGAAGGGAGAGGAAAACAAAAAUGCUGAUUGUUUAUCUCGUGUACCUGUACCUCAUUCAAAUGUUUCAACAGAUCUUUUGAUCAAUGAAGAAUGUUACGGGGAUCCCAAAGAAAUCGCAGGAGUCUGCCACUAUCUAACCUUCAAAAGAGGUGCAGGGUGGACACCGGAUGAAAUCUAUAACCAUCUCCCGUCUCAGGAAGUGCUACAGGGACUUGGGACUAAUGCAAAGAUUAUCACAAAGCUGGCAAUGUACUGGUCAGGAGGGAAAACUCUGACCAGUAUAGCAAUACCCAUCGAUACUCCCGAAGAAAGUAAGAACAGGAGAGUGUGA